Molecule: messenger RNA, 1104 nt
Organism: Penicillium olsonii
Lineage: Eukaryota; Fungi; Ascomycota; Eurotiomycetes; Eurotiales; Aspergillaceae
Source: the annotation of a GenBank genome assembly
AUGACUGUCAAAGUUGCAAUCAUUGGAGCAGGCCUCAUCGGUCCUCGCCACGCAAAAUCGGUCAUCUCGAACCCCUCAACGGAGCUCAUUGCUCUCGUGGACCCAAUGCCAACGGGUGAAGCCACUGCAUCAGACCUCCAGACGAACUACUACUCUUCUGUGGCCUCCCUGCUUGCAUCUCCCCACCGGCCUCACGCAGCAAUCGUUUGCACCCCGAAUCACACCCAUGUCCCCGUUGCAAAGGAACUCCUUGCAGGAGGAGUCCAUGUCCUCCUGGAGAAACCGGUGAGUGACACCUUGGAGAAGGGUCGGUCUCUCUUGGAGUUCGCCAAGGCCCCUGAACAGGCCCAUCUCAAGCUCUUGGUGGGCCACCACCGUCGUUUCAAUCCCUACGUGCGGGUAACCAAGUCGAUCCUAGAAAGCGGUUCUCUGGGACGACCCAUCGCAAUCAAUGGACUCUGGACUCUAUACAAGCCAGACCCAUACUUCGCCCCACCAACCGACUGGCGCGCCUCGAACGAGACUGGUGGCGGUGUGAUUCCCAUUAACCUCGUCCACGACAUCGACUUGAUGCACCACUUCUUCGGACCAAUCGUCCGGGUCACCGCGGAGCCUAUUCUGCCACAGCGUUCAAGUCCACACAAUGCCGACGAAGGCGCGGCGCUGACCUUGCGAUUUGCAUCCGGCGUCGUCGGGACAUUCCUGGUGUGUGACGCCACCCCCUCGCCACACAGCUUCGAGACCGGGACGGGCGAGAACCCGCUGAUUCCGAAAACUACAACGGGAGGCGACUCGGACUUCUACCGGAUCUUUGGUUCGGAUGCAUCUCUGAGUGUGCCUGACCUGACGCGGUGGAGCUACGACACCAGCCCUGAGAAGAGCUGGAAUCACCCGCUGACCGUGGAUCGGAUUCCCCUUCCCGACAACAAGGCGCCGUUUGAUCUCCAGCUGGCACAUUUCGUGGAUGUGAUCAAUGGAGAUGUCGAGCCGAGCUGCUCUGGUGAGGAAGGCUUGCGCGCUUUGGUUGUUUGUGAGGCAGUCCAAAAGGCGAUUCGAUCUUGCCAGCCUGUAGACAUUGAUGUUGACUUGAGCAAGUCCGACUAG